AUGGCGAUCUCGAUCCAGAAGCGGCCGCGCACCGAUGCGGAGAUCGCCGCGUCACGCGUGCAGUUCCGCCGGAAAACGGCGCGCGGAAAAGUGCUCAAGGUGCUGCAGGAGACGUACCAGCGCGAAGAUGUGCCAUGCGGUGAGCCGGGCACACCCCGGGCGGUGCUCAGCGAGCAGGGCAUUGCCAACUCGUACCUGCCAGAGAAGCAUUAUGUGGUUGUAGACACGAACGUGGUGCUGCACCAGAUGGACGUGCUUGAGUCGGCUGUGUUCACAGAUGUGAUUGUGCUCCAGACGGUGGCAAACGAGGUGCGCCAUCGGAGCAUGCCGUUGUACAACCGCCUGCGCACGCUGCUCAUGGACCCUGACCGCCGCUUCUGGCUCUUCUAUAAUGAGUUCCACGCCGCCACACACGUGGUACGUGAGGCCGGCGAGUCCCCGAACAACUGCAACGACCGCGCGAUCCGGCAGGCCACGGCGUGGUACGCGGCGCACCUGCGCUCGCAUCUCGGUAAGGGGCAUGUGCAAUCUGUGCUCCUGCUGAGCGACGACGUGGAUAAUGUGCACAAGGCUCGUAUGGACCGCGUUCCGGCCGUCAGUGUGCGCGAGUACAUCACAGGCUUCCGCGAGGCGGAGCAGCUCGAGGACUUGCUCUCUGCGCGCGCUCUCGACACGCCCGCCGCACACGGACGUGUGUUUGACGACUACUGGCCGACAGAGCAGCUGGAGGCCGGCGUGCGUGCCGGCACGCUGCACCGCGGCUUUUUCCAGGCGAAUGCAUACAACUUCCUCGAAGGCUCGGUGCGCGUCGAGGCGCUCGCCAAGCCAGUGCUACUGCAGGGGCGCGAGUCAAUGAACCGUGCCGUCGAUGGCGACGUCGUGUACGUGGCGCUGCUGCCCGAGAGCGAGUGGAAAGGCGCCUCGGACGAAGUGCGCGAUGCUGAGGCUGCGCAGCGGAAUGAUGAUGCGCGCGAGCACGACAGUGAGGACGAGGAGGCUGCGCCAGUACUCACGCACGAAGAACUGCCCGUCUCGGGGGCGGAGCGGCAGCCAACGGGCCGCAUCGUCGGCGUUGCGCGGCGGAACUGGCGCUCGUACGUCGCCCACAUCGAUGCGGCGUCUGUCAACGAAAGUGAGCUCGCGACGCUCGGCGCGCAGACGCUGUUUGCAUCGCCAGUCGACCGCAAGAUACCCCGUAUCCGCCUGCGCACGCGCAACGCGCGCGCGCUGCUGGGCUGCAAGAUUCUCGUGGCGCUGGACGACUGGCCGAGUACGUCGCGGUACCCCGAGGGCCACUUUGUGCGCUCGCUGGGUGCGAUUGAAAGCCAGGCGGCCGAGCAGGAGAGCCUGCUGCUCGAGUACGAUGUGCCGUACCGGCCGUUCAGCCAGGCCAUUCUUGCGUGUCUCCCAGCGGAGGGCGAUGCGUGGACGGUGCCGCCCGCGAAUGCGCACGAUGCUCGCAGCACCUCGAUCUGGCGCGACCGUGUGGAUCUGCGUGGGGAGGUCAUCUGCAGUAUUGACCCGCCGGGGUGCCAGGACAUUGACGAUGCGCUGCACGCAAAGCGCCUGCCGAACGGGCAUAUUGAGGCGGGCGUGCAUAUUGCAGACGUGUCGCACUUUGUGCGGCCCGACACGCCGAUGGACGCCGAGGCGGCGUCGCGCGGCACGACCGUGUACCUGGUCGACCGGCGCAUUGAUAUGCUGCCGCACCUCCUGGGCACGAACCUGUGCUCGCUGCGCCCCCAUGUGGAGCGCCUGGCGUUCAGUGUGGUGUGGGAGCUCACGCCGGACGCCCAGAUUGUCAAUGUGCGCUUUUUCAAGUCGGUGAUUGCGAGUCAAGCGGCCUUCACGUACGAGGAGGCGCAGCGGCGCAAGGACGACCCCAAGUGCACGGACGCGAUCACGACGAGUGUGCGCCUGCUGAACGACCUGGCGAUCCAGCUGCGCCGCACACGCAUGGAGCAUGGUGCGCUGAACCUCGCGAGCCCCGAGGUGCGCAUCCACAUGCCGAGUGCCGAGUCGAGUGCGCCGGUGGAUGUGGAGCAGAAGGCGCUCUUCGAGACGAACAGCCUGGUGGAGGAGUUUAUGCUCCUCGCGAACACGAGUGUGGCGCGGCGGAUCUACGAGGCGUUCCCUACGACGGGCGUGCUGCGCCGGCACGCCGCGCCGCCGUCGGACAACUUUGAGACGCUGCAGGACAUUUUGCGCAAGCGGCGCGGGAUGGUGCUGGAUGUGUCAUCCUCCGGCGCGCUGGCGCACUCGCUCGACAAGUGUGUGGACGCGCGGGAUCCCGCGUUCAACACGCUCGUGCGUAUCCUUGCGACGCGGUGCAUGUUGUCUGCCGAGUACUUUUGCACGGGGAGCGUGGCGCGCACGGCGUUCAGGCACUACGGGCUGGCGAUGGACAUGUACACGCACUUUACGUCGCCGAUCCGGCGGUACGCGGACGUGCUUGCGCACCGCCAGCUGGCGGCGGCGAUCGAGUACGAGCCGCUGCCGCCGGAGCUGCACAGCAAGGCGUGGGUGGAGCAUGUGCUCGAGAAUGUGAACAAACGGCACCGCCUCGCGCAGAUGGCCGGCCGAGCGUCGGUCGAGUUUUACGUGGGCCUCGCGAUCCGCGCACGCAAUGCGGAGCACGGCGCGGACGCGAUGGACGUGGGCCGCGGCACCGGCACGCUGCUGCGUGCGCAUGCCUAUGUCGUGCGCACGUUCCGCAACGGCGUCGCGGUGUUUGUGAGCCAGUACGGCCUGGAGGGGCUGAUCACCUUCCGUGGGGAGUGUGCGCUGGAGGCGGACGAGUACCGCGUCACGAUACCCGCCGCGCUGUCAGGCCUCGCGCGCGACGUGACGCUGGGCAUCUUUGAUCGGUGCACGGUCGAGAUCGGCGUGGAAAAAGACAAAAACACGCAGCGUGCACGCACGAAGAUGGCGCUGGUGGACGUAGCUACUUAG
Malassezia sympodialis ATCC 42132 is the source of this 2952-nucleotide messenger RNA. RefSeq lists its product as uncharacterized. NCBI's taxonomy places the organism in Eukaryota, Fungi, Basidiomycota, Malasseziomycetes, Malasseziales, Malasseziaceae. The record is from RefSeq and is a predicted model, not a curated record. The transcript is spliced from 2 exons. Gene Ontology annotation, molecular function: RNA binding; 3'-5'-RNA exonuclease activity; endonuclease activity. Gene Ontology annotation, biological process: rRNA catabolic process; nuclear mRNA surveillance of mRNA 3'-end processing. Gene Ontology annotation, cellular component: cytoplasmic exosome (RNase complex); nuclear exosome (RNase complex). Bases 1 to 2952 code for a protein of 983 amino acids.